Conger conger (European conger) is the source of this 7345-nucleotide messenger RNA. It is a transcript of the gene ephb3b, whose product is annotated as eph receptor B3b. The transcript has 16 exons. Gene Ontology annotation, biological process: cell surface receptor protein tyrosine kinase signaling pathway; protein phosphorylation; axon guidance. Gene Ontology annotation, molecular function: protein binding; ATP binding; transmembrane-ephrin receptor activity. Bases 516 to 3455 code for a protein of 979 amino acids. The record is from RefSeq and is a predicted model, not a curated record. Gene Ontology annotation, cellular component: neuron projection; plasma membrane. NCBI's taxonomy places the organism in Eukaryota, Metazoa, Chordata, Actinopteri, Anguilliformes, Congridae.
CAGCCUUGCGGAGGUACACCAAGAAUUCGCUCAGGGAAUUACAGUGUCCAUAAGAAAGCGGUUUGUUGUAUUGGUGGAUCAAGACGCACGCAUCCACAUUUAUGACUGGACUACAUUAUGGUGGGCCUAUCUGUACAACAAGAAGAAAUAACACUGUAACCGAAUCUACAACCUGCGGAUUUGCCUUGAAACAAUUCAGACGCAUCAGACAACAUUAAGUGCGCCCGGCAUCAGGACAUAAGUGUUUUUUGUUGCGAGUGACCAGAGCAAAGAGGGUAGCUACCCCGUUGUUACGCCCAAUGCGAAGCAUACGUGGGUAAGACUUUGCUCUGUCUGGGCUAGGUGGCAUACCCCCUUUUAAGAAGAGUAUCCGAGUUUUCCAUUUCCUUUUUUCAUUUUUUUUGUGGAGAUAACCCUGGAUUUUAGAGCAAGUUUGUUUCUGGAGACAAGUUAACAUUUUUAGGGAUUUCACAAAAACUCUCACAGGAACCUGUUUUCAUGCCCGAACAUACUUUAUGACAAUGGAUUAUUUGCUAUUUUUAUGCAGCGUUUUGCUGCCUGUGGUUCUAGCUGUUGAAGAAACUCUGAUGGACAGUAAGUGGGCAACAACAGAGCUGGCCUGGACAUCACAUCCAGAGACUGGGUGGGAAGAGGUGAGUGGGUAUGAUGACGUUAUGAACCCCCUAAGGACUUACCAGGUCUGUAAUGUGAUGGACCAGAACCAGAACAACUGGCUGCGUACCGACUUCAUACCCCGCAAGGACGUUUUGCGGGUGUACGUGGAGCUCAAGUUCACCGUGCGCGACUGCAACAGCAUCCCCAACAUCCCCGGAUCCUGCAAGGAGACCUUCAACCUCUUCUACUACGAAUCCGAGACGGACAGCGCCACUGAGUCCACCCCGUUCUGGAUGGAGAACCCCUACGUGAAGGUGGACACCAUAGCCCCCGACGAGAGCUUCUCCAUGCUGGAAUCCGGGAGGGUCAACACCAAGGUUCGAAGCUUCGGCCCUCUCUCCAAGGCCGGCUUCUACCUGGCCUUCCAGGACCUGGGAGCCUGCAUGUCGCUCAUCUCCGUCCGCGUGUUCUACAAGAAGUGCUCCACCACCAUCGCCAAUUUUGCGGUGUUUCCCGAGACAGCCACCGGGGCCGAAGCCACUUCCCUGGUCAUCGCACCGGGCACCUGCGUGCCCAACGGCGUGGAAGUGUCCGUCCCCCUCAAGCUGUACUGCAACGGGGACGGGGAGUGGAUGGUUCCCGUGGGGUCCUGCACCUGCAUGGCCGGGUUCGAGCCUGCCAUGAAGGACACGCAAUGUCAGGCUUGCAGUCCUGGGACCUUUAAGUCGAAACAGGGGGAGGGGUUCUGCUCCCCCUGCCCUCCUAACAGCCGGAGUACCUCCGGAGCCUCUAACCUCUGCUCCUGCCGAAAUGGCUUCUACCGGGCUGACAGUGACUCGCCGGAUUCGGCCUGCACCACCGUUCCCUCGUCCCCCCGGAACGUCAUCUCCAACGUGAACGAGACCUCCCUGGUCCUGGAGUGGGGAGAGCCGCGGGACACGGGCGGCCGGGACGACCUGCUCUACAACGUCAUCUGUAAGAAGUGCCUCCCUGAGCGAGGCAUCUGCUCCCGCUGCGACGACAACGUGGACAUCACCCCGCGUCGCCUGGGCCUGACACAGCGCCGGGUGGCCGUGCGCAACCUGCAGGCCCACACCCGCUACAGCUUCGAGAUCCAGGCCGUCAACGGCGUCUCCAGCAAGAGCCCCACCUCACCGCAGUACGCCACCGUCAACAUCACCACCAACCAGGCCGCUCCUUCAGCAGUCCCCACAGUUCACCUAAUGGGAGCCACAGCAAGCACCAUGAGCCUCUCCUGGCUUCCUCCAGAGAAACCCAAUGGAAUCAUCUUGGAUUAUGAGAUUAAGUACCACGAGAAGGGUCAGGGCGAGGCCAUCGCCCACACGGUGACAGCGCAGCGCAGCUCUGCCCGGGUAGAGGGGCUGAAGGCGGGCACGUUCUACCUGGUGCAGGUUCGAGCCCGAACCGUGGCAGGAUACGGACGCUACAGCAGCCCAGCGGACUUCAGCACGAACCUGCAGAGUUAUCCAGAGAAGUCGAUACAGGAGCAGCUGCCCCUCAUCAUCGGCUCGGCAACCGCCGGCCUCGUUUUCAUCAUCGCCAUCGUCGUCAUCGCCAUCGUCUGCCUCAGGAAACAGCGCAGUGGUUCAGAGCUGGAGUAUACAGAGAAACUGCAACAGUACAUCACUCCUGGGAUGAAGGUCUAUAUCGACCCCUUCACCUACGAAGACCCAAAUGAGGCCAUCCGCGAGUUCGCCAAAGAGAUUGACAUCUCCUGCGUGAAGAUCGAAGAGGUCAUCGGCGCAGGAGAAUUUGGAGAAGUCUGUCGCGGCCGACUCAAACUUCCAGGUCGACGGGAAAUCAUAGUGGCCAUCAAGACACUGAAGGCGGGGUACACCGAGCGGCAGAGGCGGGACUUCCUGAGCGAGGCCAGCAUCAUGGGCCAGUUUGACCACCCCAACAUCAUCCGUCUGGAAGGUGUGGUCACCAAGAGCCGGCCAGUCAUGAUCGUCACAGAAUUCAUGGAGAACGGGGCACUGGAUUCAUUCUUGAGGCUGAAUGACGGCCAGUUCACAGUGAUCCAGCUGGUGGGAAUGUUGAGGGGCAUUGCAGCCGGGAUGAAGUACCUCUCCGACAUGAACUAUGUCCACCGUGACCUGGCCGCACGCAACAUCCUGGUCAACAGCAACCUGAUGUGCAAGGUGUCCGACUUUGGCCUCUCCAGGUUCCUGGAGGACGACUCCACUGACCCAACCUACACCAGCUCUCUGGGGGGUAAGAUCCCCAUUCGCUGGACAGCCCCAGAGGCCAUCGCUUACAGGAAGUUCACCUCCGCCAGUGACGUGUGGAGCUACGGCAUCGUCAUGUGGGAAGUGAUGUCGUACGGAGAGCGGCCAUAUUGGGACAUGAGCAACCAGGAUGUGAUCAAUGCAGUGGAACAGGACUACCGGCUGCCCCCACCCAUGGACUGCCCGACUGCCCUCCACCAGCUCAUGCUGGACUGCUGGGUGAAGGAGAGGAACCUGAGGCCAAAGUUCCCUCAGAUCGUCAACCAGCUGGACAAGCUUAUCCGUAACGCAGCCAGCCUUAAGGUGGUCACCAGCACGCACACAGGGGCCUCCCAACCUCUCCUAGACCGCUGCAUCCCUGACUACACCACUUUCGCCACUGUGGGUGACUGGCUGGAUGCCAUCAAAAUGAGCCGGUAUCAUGAGAGCUUCCUCAAUGCCGGCUUCACUUCCUUCGACGUGGUGGCACAGAUGACCGCAGAGGACCUUCUACGGAUAGGGGUGACAUUAGCUGGCCACCAGAAAAAGAUUCUCGGCAGCAUUCAAGACAUGAGGGUACAAAUGAACCAAACACUGCCCGUCCAGGUCUGAAGAAGCGUGCCCUCCUCCCAGAUCCAAUGGAACACCCAAGCUGCCUGACCGUCGCUGCCAAUCAGAAAACUGGCUUGCAGUGCCUCAGACUUUAUAUACUUCUCUCGUGUUUCCAACAUUACUGCUGCGUUUCCUCCAAAAAGGUGUAAUUUGAUUAUUUUUGAACCUUAAAAAAAAACAAUCAGCAUCUCACGUGGUUCUUCCAGGGGUACAUUUGCAUGCACAUGUGUGUUUGGUGCGGCUUCUUUGACUUUACCUAUUUUUGUAACUGUGUCUGGUCAGAUCCCUCCCUUUUUUCCCACCCAAGGGACUGGGACAGAAUCCACGAAUGGGGAAAUGACAGACAAUGGUUUGAGGAGAAGAAAAAAACGUGAACUGGUGUAGUCACGAUAAACGAAAGUGUUUUACGGCAAGGAUAUAUCAGAUUUUUCAUCUGUUUCUUUAUUCAUGUCUUCAUAUUGAAGAUGUUCCAUGAAAAGCAUACGUCUGAGAGUGUCAAAGGAAGAGAAAGACGGUUUGCAUUAGUCUGGUGAUGGGAGAAAGAGAGCAGAGGUGGCAUGGUUUUGAAUACCUACACGGUGGAAUUACAAAAGAACUUGACCAAUUAUUCUCUGAACCGGCACAUUUAAGAAACAUGAAUUCUGGAUGGUCUGAAACUUUUGGGAAAACUGCAGUUUUUUUUAACAACUAUUACAAUGGCUAUGUUUGUGUCGGCCAUGUUUUAUUAUCGUUUUCUGUUUCAUGUUUUUUUUUUGGAGACUCAUGUCAGCAGGUAAUUUUUGUGGAACUCCUUGCAUGCCCAUGACUUUUCAGGACAAUGGGCAUAAUCAAGGGAGACAAGGACAAUUCAGAAUCGAUGGACAGGGUGACCUGCCUUAAAUUUGUGUGACAGUGCUUACAAGAGGCAUAGCACACAAAUACUGUACAAUACCGCUUCAACUAUGUGCCACAGUGGAAGGUUUGCGCAUGAACCGAAUUGUAACAAGAAAAAAGAAUUUCUGAAAAAGCACGGCUGUUUGUUCAUUGGAAGUUUUUUAUAUUUUUUAUUGGAUCCAAAAUGAAAAUAUAUAUGCAUUGCUCAGAAAUUCAAAGCGACCGUGAAAGGGACCUUAAAUUUCUAUCUACAGCUAUUGAGUUACAUAUUAUCUAAUUCUUCUUCAUUUGUUCUCCAUUUUUCUGGUUCAUUUAUUCAUCAAUUUCCUGGACAAGAGGCCAUUGGAACUGUGGACUUAAACGUAAAAAAAACAAGAACACAAGGUCAUUGCUGUCUCGUAGAAAAAUGGCUGUGGUAUUAUUUCUGUUACAAACAGUCUGUUCUGUAUAGUAUGUGAAAAAAAAUACAAAUAAAAUGACAUUCAAGACAGAUACACAGGAAACUGUAGAGGAAGUAUUAUGAGAUUGUUAGGGGAUUCAAAUAUCAGGAGAACAACAAUUGGAUUGGAAGAGAGGUGUCUUGAAGAAUGAAAAUAUCUGAAAACAAGUUACACCCAGAACAUUGGCCAUUCAAUAUGUGUCCUCAAAAGCAUAGCACAGUUUUUUGUAAACAAUUUCAGUUAUCUGGUGUACUGGAUUCAGAGACAAGCCAAGCUGCACAUGCUUUGCUUUGAACCUUCUAGUGCAAUAAGUUUGCCCAUAUUUAAAAUGUUUUUUUUUUUUUCUGUAUGUGUAAGCUCUACUCUUUUGUAAUUAUGAAACACAAAAUAUCAUCUUCAUUCAUGUGAUUCUGUUAGCUUCCAUAGCUGCCCGCGCCUUUUCAUGUCAAUGCAUACAGUUACACUUCAUUCAUUGUCAAGAACAUGGCUGUUUAUCUUUGGUGUAUGGUUGAUUUGCUUUUAUCUAUCGAGAGAUGUGACAAAACUUCCCAGGUAGAGCCGAAUGACAGAGCCCAUUCCAUGCGGUUUCCACAGCAGAGGCUCUGUCGCUGCACUUGGUGACAGAGCCCCAUCUGGAAUAUUCUAAUAGUGGAGGCUCCACUGCUGAGCCUAGUGACAGAAUCCCACCCAGAACAUUCCAAUAGCGGAGGCUUCGCUGUUGAGUCCAGUCACAGAGCUGCAUCUCAGGGCUCAGUUAUUUAAGGCAUUGAAACCGCAGGUUCCAACUUCCACUGAUCAAACACUUAGCAAUUAGCAUAUUGUAGAAGCAUAGAAAACAUAUUUACAGGGAUGGAUUGUCGUUUGACUUAACUGCCCAUUUCCUCAUCUCCCCAAAUAGUUCACAAUUUAAUUCUGGCCUAGCUUUAUUGUAACCCCUUUGUUAGCACGGCACACGGCCUCAGCAGGCCGGCAUAGGUUUGGCCUCAUGCAGCAAAGAGCAGGAAUACAUUAUGGUUUACCUGGACCUUAGCACUGAGGCUGGAACAUGAGCUAUUUGAACGGACCACACACUCACUGCGAUAGAUGGGCCAUGUUUUAACAUUGAGAUUAAUGAGCGCCCUAUGAAGACUCCUGGGUGAAUAUUAUUGAGAAAGGAAAUGCAAUAUAUGCUAAUAUAUUGCUUCUGGUCUGUGACAAGCCUCUAGGACAUGAUUUAUCAGGACAUUUGGCAAAAUCACAGCUAUACUCAUGGCCUAUUUAUUUUUCAUUUAUAAAGGGCAAAAUUAACUUUGAAAUGCAACUUUUGAUCUGUGGCUUUCCCCAUGAGAAAUACAUAUUUUAUUUUGUUUUAAAUGUGUUUUGAUUUUCUAGCUGCAAAAAUCAGAAUACCUGGUUGGCGGUUUUUAAAAUGGUGCUCAGUACCUAAUUAAAAUAUUCAUUUUUGAGUUGCACAAUGAAAACAGUCAUUUUGUACAUCAGUGAGUUCCAUAUCAAUGGUAGCUACUGUAUAUACUUUUUGCAACAAGCCCAACAAAUAUGGAAGCACCACCCCUGCCAUUAUCAAUAAGUUAACAAAAUAAAUUAAUUAAUCUUGUCGGAAUAAGCAGGUUAUAUAACGGAUGGAUGGAUUUGCAGGAAAUUAGUGUGUGUGUGUCUGAGAGAGACUAUUUUAAAUGAAUUACCGUAGAACUGGUGAAUACUGUUCCACAAGACUGAAUAAUAGUAAUAAUAAUACCUUCUGGGAGCAUUUGGAAACAUUGAUUCAGGAGAACAGCAAAAUGUAAUAUGGGUGAUACCUGUAUUCAUAUACUUAAAGAAAAGAAACGUAUGUGGCUUCACAUCGUAAGGCACAUAAGAAGGCGCUUCCAAUAUAUACUGAAUUCUCUUAAUAUGUGAAGAAAACUGGAAAGGUAUGUAUUAAUCUCUAGUACAUAGAAGCUUUAUUUUGAGUACACAUAGGUAUAUAACCACUUUUUAUGACCUACAUUUUGUAGCUGAUAAUGGAAUUUGUCACAGUUCCUUUUCAUUUUGCUUUCUUUUGACAAGACACUAUUUCUGAUCAAAUUCUGUACUCAGAUUUCUGUUUGUAAUCAUCGUCCACUGUCUCUUCCCAACAUUGAUUUGAAGAUGGACUGGGCGGAAUACGGUGCUACAUUACUGUAGCUAUAUUUUACCAGCCCAAUAUUAUCAGAGCCCCUAAAUUCUAAAGAUAUUGUUGUGCCAAUGUCACUUCCAGCCCUGUGAAAUGUUUGUGUCCCAACAUUCCAUCAAUUACAAUGCCACCCUUUCCAUAUGCAGCCAUUUAUGUUGUGUCCUGCUUUUUCUGUUAUGGCUUUGUAUGCUUUUUUGUAAACAAACAUAAAAUGCCUGUCUUCUAGUCACUUUCAGUAUGAAUACAUGUGUGAGAGAGUACUGUACCUAUAUAGUAUGAACAGUUGGAAUGCAAUUGUUUUUCUCUUUGAAAAAAACAUGAUGUAUUUAAUGGUGAAGACAAAAAAAACUGAAAAAAAUGCAUUCUUGUAGAAAUAUUUUUAAAAUAACUUUUUUGCAAUUAAAUUAUUUAAGAAAUUUAUGAUA